This is a messenger RNA of Opisthorchis viverrini, 5104 nucleotides long. RefSeq lists its product as hypothetical. Gene Ontology annotation, molecular function: sphinganine-1-phosphate aldolase activity; pyridoxal phosphate binding. Gene Ontology annotation, cellular component: endoplasmic reticulum. Gene Ontology annotation, biological process: sphingolipid catabolic process; carboxylic acid metabolic process. Lineage: Eukaryota; Metazoa; Platyhelminthes; Trematoda; Opisthorchiida; Opisthorchiidae. The record is from RefSeq and is a predicted model, not a curated record. Bases 1 to 4722 code for a protein of 1573 amino acids. The transcript is spliced from 18 exons.
AUGUGCAGACAAGGAACCUCCGCUACUAACAACAGCGUGCUGGGUCCGCCAUCAGACGACCUCAAGUACCCGCAUCAACUUCGGUUGGACCCGCCAACCAGCCAUGACAACAUCGUUGUCGGUUCCAGAUCCAAUCGACCUCUCGAUGCCCCUGUCCUACCCUCUCAUUCCCUGUCUCUUGAACACUUCUCCUGCCCUCCCAUCCCGCGUGACCUAAAUCCCGCUGUUCCUGUUGACCACCCACACACGGUGCCACCCCCUGGCUAUGUAGAUUACAUUAUUACAAACGAUUACCCGACCCAGCCUGCUACUCUUUGUCCAUCUCCGCUAUCUGACCUAAAUCCCGCUGUUCCUGUUGAGCUGCCACACACGGUGCCACCCCCUGGCUAUGUAGAUUACAUUAUUACAAACGAUUACCCGACCCAGCCUGCUACUCUUUGUCCAUGGAGCUCCGCUAUCUGCCCUGCCACCCAAUCGCUGCCUCGUUACCCAUCGCGGUACGCCCCAGCAUCUUAUUCUCCAGUAGCUGUACCUGGUUCUAAUUCGCCUGCUAACUCGAAAACCUCCGAUCCCCCUGUCUCUUCUUCAUUCCAUACUGACCUCCCUGGCAACCUUUCUGUGGUUCCAAUCAACACCCGCUCUCUCUUACCUAAAUUGCACUACAUCCAAGCUAUCCCCACUAUAGCUCGUCCAACCUUCAUUUGCAUCCCAGAGACGUGGCUCUCUUCUAGCACAUCUGAUGCUCAGAUCCCCCUUCCAGGAUACACCAUCUUCCGUUCUGAUCGCUCCCACCGCCGUGGAGGUGGCUGCCUCAUAUACGCCAGAACUGAUAUGGAAGUCUCCACCAUUGACGAUCCGCUACUGGCGGACACUCCAGACUCUGUUUGGCUUUCUGCCUGUCGGGCUAAUCCACCGUUCAUCCUCGGGUGUUUGUACAUGCCCCCUCCACACUCCAUUAGCUCGAUUAAUCGUCUCUCUACGCUUCUUUCUCACACUCAAGCUCUACCUCAUCCGAACAAACUAAUUGUUGGGGAUCUCAACCUUCCUGAGAUUGCCUGGUCUCGACAAAACUCCCCUUUGCGCCUUUCGCCCCUGCUUACCCAACUUAAUGUCGAAGGCUGGUCCCAGCUUGUAAGGCAACCAACACGCGGUACCCACACCCUGGACAUUGCCCUCGUCAACGGCUAUCUGUGUCCCACCGCUGCAGUUGGUCCGAAGUUUCCUGACAGCGACCAUUGUAUUGUAACUUGCAGCUGGACAAGUACUCUACCUUCAGCUACUCUUCCUCCCUUAACCUCUUUCAUCCUUUCCCCGGACAUUCUUGAAGCCUUUGCAAUCUCAUUGCGCCAUAGGACCUGGGACGAGUUCUUUCUCUCUGAUGACACGCAAAGCGUGGCUAACAUCUUUUACGGCAACUUACUAUCGUCAUUAUACCUAGUUGCUCCCACACGAGCUUCCCGUGCUUCUGGUCGUCAUCCAGCCACACGGCUACCCGCUACACGCCAUAAACUCAGGAAGUAUCGUAGGCUAUUCCUUGAAUCCCAUGAUCUCUCCCUCCUUAUUGUAAUCAACAAACUUAUGACUGAUAUUACCACGGCCAAACUCGCCCUUGAAAAGCAUGAGGAGUCGACCGCCGUAGCCCAUUUCCUACAGCCUAAGAUGCUGGGGCGCCUCUUCCGCCGGCGUUGCUUCUCAAAUUCAUCUGCAGUUUCAAAUAUUGUGGCAGCUGACGGGAAACCUCUCUCAGACCCUGCUGACAUUGUGGAAUCCCUAAACUCCUACUUCGCUAGCUGCUAUGUUCCCUCCCCAUUGACUCUAUCUACAUAUUGCUCCCCACCUGGCUAUGAAGUGGCCACAUCUGCUAACGAGACAAGCCCCAACCUCUGCACACUCUCCGUUACUUUGUCUGAUGUAACUUCGUCUCUCGCCCGCCUUAGAGACUCCAGUUUCCCAGGCACUGACGGCAUCCCUUCACUUAUCUUAAAAGCUGGUGGCCCGGACGUCCCCACCCUCAUCCUUAAUCUCUUCAAUAUCUCCCUUAUCACUGGCACAGUCCCUAGUCAGUGGAAGCACUCUACGGUUGUCCCACACUAUAAGUCAGGUCCACGAACUGCUCUAGCCAGCUAUCGUGGUAUCCACCAUACCUGCUUACUACUUCGUACCCUAGAGCGCCUCAUCAAAGUUCCUGUCAUGGAAUACCUGCUCGCCACCAAAACCCUUAGCAAUCGGCAGUAUGGGUUUAUGGCACGGCGGUCAGCUAACACAUGCCAGGUUGACUUCUUCAAUCAUAUUUCGUCCGCCUACGAUACCGGACUGUGUAUUAUCCUUAUCUAUCUUGAUAUUCGCAAGGCCUUCGACCAAGUUCCCCACGGUGCACUCCUCAAUAAACUACAAACUGCGGGGAUUGGUGGCCCACUACUGCGAUGGUUCGCUUCUUACCUCACCGGUAGAACCCAGGCCACCAAAAUCGGGGAUCUCUGCUCCUCAGCCCUCCCCAUUACCAGUGGAGUUAUUCAGGGUAGUGUGCUUGGCCCUCUACUGUUCUUACUGUACGUUAAUAACGUCACCGACUCGAUCACCCAUGGAUCCCCCUUUCUGUUUGCUGAUGACAUUAAGAUAGCUUACACGUUUAAGGCCAGUGAUUCUGCUUCUACCCUUCCUAACAUUCAGUCUGACUUAAACUCUUUAUCACUCUGGUCUUCCAACUCCUGUCUUUCUUUCGCUGUUCCAAAAUGCCAAGCCCUGUCAUAUCGAUUCCAAAUUCCUCCUGGGACGCUUACCCUUAACGGUCUCUCCAUUCCUACUCUUCCUGAACUUUAUGCCUCUAAUCUCAGUGGACGUAUGUAUCAGGCUGCAAUUCGGACUGUUUUGUUUUCUGGCUUGGCUCGACACUCUUUGUCUCGGACCAUAGUUGGUGGGGUUGGUGUCUGCAACUCUGUAAUAAAGCAAUUAGAACUCGAGUUUUCGGUUGUGCGACCCGCACUUUUAAUAAAAAAAUGUGUUCAGCAACAGUGGCUGCGUUGGUUAGGACACAUGCAGCGUAUGCCAAGCCGUCGUUUGCCAGAAAGUGUGCUGUUUUUGUGCUCUAUUCGACGUAGCAGAAGCAGAGUGGUGGCCAACCGUCGACCUUGCAAAGGGGUAUGGGUGCUGAAUGAAUGCGUGUGUGCUGCUGUCGAAUGUGAUCCCAGACAGUGCUUGCUACGUUUUUUACGGUGGUGUCCGGGACUCAAUUACAUUGUCCAACUAAAAAUCAACAAAGCCUUGGCAGAUGUCCAUGACUCGAUCCACAAGGACUCAAGGGUGGUGUAUGAAACUUCGCUACCAGCAUAUGGGCUGUCAUCGGACAAGGUGGUACAGAAAUUACGGAGGUACAAGGCCUCAGAGUAUAUUCGGUGGAACGAAGGAUUCGCAUCAGGGAGUGUAUAUCCUAAGGAUUCAUCAUUGGCUGAUCUUUCCUCUAGAGUUUUCAAGGAAUUCAUAUGGGCUAACCCACUCCACCCUGACCUGUUCCCAGACGUACGGAGAAUGGAGGCUGAGGUGGUUCGCAUGUGUCUAUCAAUGUUUCAUGGGGACGGAGAUGCCUGUGGAACGAUGACCUCGGGUGGAACAGAAAGCAUCAUGCUAGCUUGCCUUGCUUACCGGGAACGUGCACGCGCCAAGGGGAUACGCAAUCCAUCGAUGUACGUGAGUUUCUUCCAACUUUUCGCCAUGGCGUUCCUAGUUCUCGCGGAAUCUGCUCAUCCAGCUUUCGAUAAAGCUGCUCAUUAUUUCGACCUCGAUGUUGUUCACGUCCCGGUCGACCCGAUUUCAUACAAGGCUGACGUGGCGGCGAUGCGAAGUGCCAUAACGGGGUCCACUUGCAUGAUUGUAGCAUCAGCUCCCGGAUUCCCUCACGGUAUAAUUGAUCCGGUCCGGGAACUAGCAUCUUUGGGCUUGCGAUAUGGUAUUCCUGUUCAUGUGGACUGCUGCCUUGGCGGAUUCCUGCUUCCGUUCAUGGAGGCAGCAGACUGUGAGUUGGAACCGUUCGACUUCCGGUUACCCGGUGUCACUAGCAUCUCUUGUGAUACACAUAAAUACGGAUUCGCAGCCAAAGGGACUUCUGUGAUCAUGUACCGUAACAAACAUUACCGUUCCAAACAAUUCUUCACUCAACCCAAUUGGCCUGGAGGUGUUUAUGCUUCUGCAACAUUUGCCGGUAGUCGUUCCGGUGCGCUGAUCGCGGUUUGUUGGGCCACCAUGAUGUAUUUCGGACGGCAAGGUUAUACGGAUUCUACGCGCCGAAUUGUGAAGACCACUCAGUUCAUCGCCUCCGAGUUGCGGAAAGUCCCGGGAAUUUUCGUCUACGGUGACCCUCAGGUGUGUGUGGUUGCUUUCGGUUCAGAUCGUUUCGAUAUUUAUCGUUUGGCCCAAGGUCUUUCCGAACUGCCCAAUGGUCGUGGUUGGUGUCUGAACGCGUUACAAUUCCCGCCUGCGCUACACUUGUGUGUGACAGAUUUACACACAAUUGAAGGCCGUGCCGAGGGCUUCAUCCGUGAUGUGAGUACUGUAGCGGCGGAACUGUGCGAUCAUCCCGGAAACUAUUCAAGUGGUGCUGCGGCUCUCUAUGGAGCGUGUGCGACCAUACCGGACCGGUCCAUCAUAUCUGAAGUUGCCGUCGGCUACAUCGAUGCAUGUUACGACACACCCGCACCGAAAACGGAACAAACCAAGUGGAAAGAAUAAUGAAUUCGCCCGAUAUUUACGGCUUCCCACACUUGUUAGUUUUUCGGGGAUAUGACAUCCCUUAUUUAUUCACUUAUACCCCAAAUGCUUUGUUGUGUCUAGUUUCAAUUUUCAAAUACCCGCAUUACCAAAUAAUCCCGACUCAUAUUGUCGAAAUUCAGCCGACUAUUACUCCGUCACAACUGUACUUUGGUUUCUUCUUGUUGUUGUUCCUCCCACUGGUUCGGUGAUUUCACAGUUGUGAGGUUUUGACCUGCUCCACGGGAGUAAAAUUUUUCGACCAAUUGGAGGAGUCUUGUAUCUCAGUCAGGGAGGUCCUUUUUGCAUGCAAACUCCCUUUCACGCCUAGGUUUGUCUGACGCAUCCGCUUCCCAACGACUUU